This is a messenger RNA of Haliotis rufescens (red abalone), 915 nucleotides long. RefSeq lists its product as uncharacterized. NCBI's taxonomy places the organism in Eukaryota, Metazoa, Mollusca, Gastropoda, Lepetellida, Haliotidae. The transcript is spliced from 7 exons. The record is from RefSeq and is a predicted model, not a curated record. Bases 283 to 915 code for a protein of 210 amino acids.
AGCACCAUCAGCUGUACUCAAGUAGCACCAUCAGCUGUACACAAGCAGCACCAUCAGCUGUACUCAAGUAGCACCACCAGCUGUACUCAAGCAGCACCAACAGCUGUACUCAAGCAGCAUUACCAGCUGUACUCAAGCACCACCACCAGCUGUACUCAAGCAGCACCACCAGCUGUACUCAAGCACCACCACCAGCUGUACUCAAGCAGCACCACCAGCUGUACUCAAGCAGCACCAUCAGCUGUACUCAAGCAGCACCACCAGCUGUACUCAAGCAGCACCAUGUCCGACAGCAGCAGUGACACCUCAGUCGGGUCCAGCCCAUACCAGUCUGACAGGGAAGAAAUAACAUUCGUCAUGGUUGGAGAAGACACAAAUACAGAUUCAGGGGACACAUGUACAAGACACAGUGAUGACAGUAACACAGUAAGACUUGAAGAGGAAGAAAACAAACCAAGCCUUGACAGAGCAGGAUGUUCAACAGACACACUUCAAGGUAGCAUCAUCAGACUUGAGGAAGAAAACAUUCAACUGAAAAAGAGAAUAGAGGAGCUGGAGUACUUCAACCGACUGUCUCUUGCUUCUGGGGACAGUGGGUUCCGCAGUGAAACAAGCAGUCUGGCAUCCUUGGGCAGGGGUCCGACAACUCACAGACGUCAAGAGGAUAAAGUAGGCCAUGUUGGCAAGAAAAAAGACAACCUAAAGAGGCGUUUCAAUCCUAGACCACAAAAACAUACAGAUGAAGUUUUCCGCCCAACUUCAGUCUUGCGUGUUGGAAAUGAAGGCGAGCAACAGAUGCCAAAUGCUACAGAGAUGGUGGCUGAACCAGUUCAUGGUAAAGCUGGGAAACAAAUAACUAAAUGGACAUUCAAAAUCAUCAUGUAUAAAUUUGCUUCACUUGAUAGGGGGAGGUAA